Stomoxys calcitrans (stable fly) is the source of this 1655-nucleotide messenger RNA. RefSeq names its product ras-related protein Rab6. Gene Ontology annotation, molecular function: GTPase activity; GTP binding. The transcript is spliced from 2 exons. The record is from RefSeq and is a predicted model, not a curated record. The coding region runs from base 130 to 795 and encodes 221 amino acids. Lineage: Eukaryota; Metazoa; Arthropoda; Insecta; Diptera; Muscidae.
ACACACAUCAACUCCAAAGGAAUUUUGCAUUCGCUUAUCCUGGUUAUUCACAAUUUAUACAUUGUCAUAACCAGUAAUACAUUUGGAUAAACGUCAAACGUAAGAGCAAAAACAACAAAAGCUGCAGAAAUGUCGCCCAACCCCCAUUCACCAUUGCCACAGGCAACUAUGUCAUCUGGUGACUUUGGAAAUCCCUUGCGUAAAUUCAAGCUAGUAUUCCUGGGGGAGCAAAGUGUUGGUAAGACCUCACUGAUCACUCGUUUCAUGUACGACAGCUUUGACAACACCUAUCAGGCCACCAUUGGCAUUGAUUUCCUCUCGAAGACCAUGUAUUUGGAGGAUCGUACAGUGCGUUUACAGCUAUGGGAUACAGCAGGUCAGGAACGUUUCCGCUCACUUAUUCCCUCAUACAUACGCGACUCGACAGUGGCCGUAGUGGUCUAUGACAUUACCAAUACCAACUCAUUUUAUCAGACCUCCAAGUGGAUCGACGAUGUGCGCACCGAAAGGGGCAGUGAUGUCAUUAUCAUGUUGGUGGGAAACAAAACCGAUUUGGCCGACAAACGUUUGGUCUCCACCGAAGAAGGUGAGCGCAAGGCCAAGGAGUUGAAUGUCAUGUUCAUUGAGACCAGUGCCAAAUCUGGCUACAAUGUGAAAUUGUUAUUCCGGCGUGUGGCUGCCGCCUUGCCGGGCAUGGAUUCGGCAGCCGACAAUAAACCAUCGGAGGCCAUGCAGGAUAUACAAUUGGGACAACAGAACGAGCAAAAGGAUCCCGAAGGGGGCUGUGCCUGUUAAACUAGCGCUUACUACAAGUUAUUCAAUUAAGUCAAGUAAAAAUAAACUUAUUAUUGUUUCUGUUCUUUUUUGGGAAUAUUUGCUGUGAUGAAGAAUCUAGAUCGACUCGAUGCACUACGAAUUCGAGAAAGCCGCCGUACUGUGACUGCAAGCACGCAAGCAAGAAGCCAUUGACUAUAUACGAGCAGCAACGGAAUUAGAAGAAAAAGGAAUGGAAUAAGCACUCCACACACACACACACCUACCAACAAUAACACACAUACUCGUACACUAGAAGACAAAGUAUUCCAAAGCUUCGGAGGCAGUUGGACAAGAUUUUUGUAUGGCCUAGGCAUUAAGGAUAGACGUGUUUUUUUAGUUUUUUAAUUUUUCACAAUAUGCUUAACUAUAAAAACUAAAUGAAACAGGAAUUAACAACAACAUAAAAAAGUUGCGAUUUAAAAAACAAUUAACUUGAAAUUGAAAUUAAAAUAAAAAUUACUUAUUAUCUAUAGUAGAUGUUUGAGCACAAAAUUCUAUGAUAAAGAGAUGUCUUCUACCCAAACCAAGAGCCACAUUAAGGGCGCUGUAGCCUUUUUGUAAUAGUUUGUUUCUGCUUUUCUAGUGCAAUAAAACCAAAAAGGUUAGCACACCUCCCCCCCACACACACACAUACACAUAAACCCGAACACACCCUUAGUAGCAUGUAUUUUGUUUUUCGGGGGAAAAAACCCAACCAACCCAAAAAGAAAAAAUGCAACCAAACAAAUAAAUAAUUUAUGUCAAAUCAAAAGCAAAAAAUACAAAAAGUAACAUAUUUGCAAAAUUUAAUUCAAUUUCAAUAAUGAAAAUACACAUUUAAUGGAAGAUUCCAAAUAAAA